CAAGUAUUUGGAUAGACGUACUUUUUGGGUAUAUCAAUUAGCAUCGUCAAUUUCACCAUCAAUCCAACUUCGCUCUGCUGAUCAAACCCUAACUUCAAGCUCCUCGCCUGAACGGUACGCAAAUCACUAGCAAAGAGCUGCUCCACAGAACAUGGCUGUUGAACUUUGAUGACGACUUUCAGAUACUUUUUCAUUUUGUAUGUUAUUGUUAUGGGUUGGAAUCUGAAGUAUAUGGUGAAAAAAUGGUAAUUUUGUAGCGCAAUUGGCAAGAGUUCUUCUGGAAUUGUGAACAGCUGACUGGAUAAUGGAGAGUCUAGGAAUAAUGAUAGGGACAAAAGGCGUAAUCAAGAAGCAUGAAUUUGUAAGAAUUAUCAUUCAAUGUUUAUAUUCCUUAGGCUAUGAGAAGUCUGCUGCUUGUUUAGAAACUGAGUCCAACAUUUCAUGCAAAUCACGGGAAUUUGAGUCCCUCGAAUCACAUGUUCUCAGUGCAAGUUGGGAUGAUUGCAUUGAGACUCUUAAUAGAAUCAAUGGCAUGAAUGAUGAAACUAGAGCUUCUGCAUUAUUCCUUGUUCUUGAGCAGUUCUUGUUUGAAUGUUUGAAUUGUGGGGACAAUUCUUUGGCUUUGGAAAUAUUACAGAAACGGAUUGCUUGUUUGAAGGUGGAUAAAGAAAAGAUUCACAAGUGUGCAUUUGAGAUGCUUUUUCUGAAGCAACGUGGAAGGGGUAGUGUUGACUGCAAUGUGAUUCAUGAGUUGAGAAAAGGAUUGGUCGUGAAACUGGAAAAAGUUUUGCCUCCACCCAUUUCAUUGCCUGAUCGCAGGCUGGAGCAUUUGGUUGAAACGGCUGUCAGUGCUCAGAUUGAUAAUUGUAUUUACCAUUGUUCUGACAUGGAAUCCCUGUAUGAAGACCACCAUUGUGAUCGAGAUCAGUUUCCUACUGAGACCAUUCAGACUUUAACGAAUCAUAUGAAUGAAGUGUGGUUCGUCCAGUUCUCUAACUAUGGGCAGUAUUUGGCCUCAUCAUCAAGUGAUUGCACGGCCAUCAUAUGGAACGUCCAGGAAGAUAACAAAGUAUCAUUGAAGCACAUAUUACGUAGCCACCAAAACCCUGUUUCCUUCGUAGCAUGGAGUCCCAAUGACACUAUGUUGCUAACUUGUGGAAAUAUUGAAGUCCUUAAACUCUGGGAUGUGGAAACUGGCACAUGUAAACAUACAUUCGGCAAUGAUGGUUUCAUUGUCAACUCAUGUGCUUGGUUCCCCGAUUCUAAGCGUAUUGUCUGUGGCAGCUCAGUUCCCAAAAAUGGCAUUUAUAUGUGGGACUGUGACGGUAAUGAGAUCAAGGCGUGGAAAGGAGUGCGGAUGCCCAAGGUAUUGGAUAUCGCUGUGACAGCAGAUGGAGAAAGACUCAUCAGCAUACUUUCUGACAAAGAAAUAAGAAUAUUAAAUGUGGCAACAAAUGCUGAGCGUGUUAUUUCUGAGAACCACUCGAUCACAUCCCUUUCAACAUCGAGGGAUAGUAAAUUCCUAAUUGUCAACCUUAACAGCCAAGAGAUUCAUGUCUGGGAUAUUUCUGGAAAUGGGUCAGAACCAUUUCAGUACAGGGGCCACAAGCAACAGAAAUAUGUGAUACGGUCUUGCUUUGGUGGCUUUAACAGCCUGUUUAUCGCCAGUGGAAGUGAAGAUUCCAAGGUAUACAUAUGGAAUCGACGAUAUUCCUCUCCAAUUGAGGUGUUGUCGGGGCACUUGAACACGGUAAACUGUGUUAGCUGGAACCCUAGAAAGCCUCAGAUGUUAGCUUCAGCAAGUGAUGAUCAAACAAUUCGUAUAUGGGGACCUAGUAGUAUGUUCCAUUAGGACAGCAAUGUAUAUAACAGCUCUAGUACCUUACCUGCAUUAUUUCAUUUGUAAUUUCUCUGUAAGUAAGCAGGCUGCUUAUGAUUUGUCAUUAAAAUUUUGGCGCGAAUCUGGGCUGUAAAUUGUUUUUCCAGACCUCAUUUCAAUCUAUUAUUAUUAUUAUAGUCUCGCA
Messenger RNA from Olea europaea var. sylvestris, 2024 nucleotides. Its product is annotated as WD repeat-containing protein WDS homolog. The transcript is spliced from 5 exons. Bases 305 to 1852 code for a protein of 515 amino acids. The record is from RefSeq and is a predicted model, not a curated record. Gene Ontology annotation, molecular function: protein binding. NCBI's taxonomy places the organism in Eukaryota, Viridiplantae, Streptophyta, Magnoliopsida, Lamiales, Oleaceae.